AUGGAGGCGGAAGGGCCGCCCCAGGCCGGAGGCUGCUGUCCUGUGGCCCUGGGGAAGCUCCUGCCAGGCCUCUGCUUCCUCAGCUGCCUGGUGACCUACGCGCUGCUGGGUGCUGCGCUCUUCUCCGCAGUUGAGGGCAGCCGGGGGGUCCAGCGGGCAGAAGAUAACGCCGAGUUCCAGAGUUUCCUGAAUGAGCUGUGCAGAGUCCUGAACUGUACCGAGACAGCUUCAGAAGAAGAAAAACUGGAAGUGCUGAAACUUCUUCAGAAGGUCAAACCCGAGUGGUGGCCCCAGAAGGCAGAGGACUGGAACUUCAUGAGGGCACUGUUUUUCUGCUGCACGGUGUUCAGCACGGUGGGUUAUGGCUACAUGUUCCCUGUCACCAGACUCGGCAGGUUCCUGUGCAUGCUGUACGCCCUCUUUGGCAUCCCCCUGAUGUUCCUGGUCCUCACAGACAUAGGUGACAUCCUGGCCACGGUUUUAUCCAAGUCUUACAAUGGGCUCCGGACGCUCCCCUUCUUCCUCUGGUCUCCCUCCAAGUGGUGCUCCGUGCCGCACUGCAAGAGGAAGGCUGAGUCCAGGCCUGCAGACGAAGCCAUCCCUCAGAUCGUCUUCGAUGACGGAGAGCUGCCCGGCCCUAAUUCUGGCAAGUGUCCUUCAGCUCCAGGCUGCAACAUAGAGCUGUUUGAGAGAUUUGUCACCAGACAGCAAGAGAAUUUGCUGCAGCCGCCUCCAAGCACCAUGGAAAGGAGCAGCUCGUGUCCCGAGCUGGCGCUGGGAAGACUCUCUUACUCCAUCAUCAGCAACCUAGAUGAAGUGGGACAGGAAGUGGAGAGGCUGGACAUCCCCCUCCCUGUCAUCGCCCUCGUGAUCUUUGCCUAUAUUUCCUGCGCAGCCGCCAUCUUGCCCUGCUGGGAGGAACACAUGAACUUCGAGGAGGCCUUCUAUUUCUGUUUUGUCACACUGACCACCAUUGGAUUCGGGGACAUUAAGUUAGCUCACCCCAACUUCUUCCUGUUCUUCUCCGUUUAUAUCAUCAUCGGCAUGGAGAUCGUGUUUAUUGCUUUCAAGCUGAUGCAAAACAGGAUCAUUGACAUCUACAAAAAUCUCAUGCUAUUCUUUGCAAAAGGGAAGCUUUCCACCUUUUUAAAAAGUGAAGGCUCUAUAUCUCUCAAGUGA
Chinchilla lanigera (long-tailed chinchilla) is the source of this 1179-nucleotide messenger RNA. RefSeq names its product potassium channel, two pore domain subfamily K, member 18 (gene Kcnk18). Lineage: Eukaryota; Metazoa; Chordata; Mammalia; Rodentia; Chinchillidae. Gene Ontology annotation, molecular function: potassium ion leak channel activity. Bases 1 to 1179 code for a protein of 392 amino acids. The record is from RefSeq and is a predicted model, not a curated record. Gene Ontology annotation, cellular component: membrane. The transcript is spliced from 3 exons. Gene Ontology annotation, biological process: potassium ion transmembrane transport; stabilization of membrane potential.